Messenger RNA from Eublepharis macularius, 210 nucleotides. It is a transcript of the gene GNGT2, whose product is annotated as G protein subunit gamma transducin 2. Gene Ontology annotation, molecular function: G-protein beta-subunit binding. Lineage: Eukaryota; Metazoa; Chordata; Lepidosauria; Squamata; Eublepharidae. The record is from RefSeq and is a predicted model, not a curated record. Bases 1 to 210 code for a protein of 69 amino acids. Gene Ontology annotation, cellular component: heterotrimeric G-protein complex. The transcript is spliced from 2 exons. Gene Ontology annotation, biological process: G protein-coupled receptor signaling pathway.
AUGGCGAUGGACAUGACCGAAAAAGAGAUCUUAAAAAUGCAAAUAGACCAGCUGAAAAAGGAAACAAAAACUGAAAGACAAUUGGUCUCCAAGACAGCAAAAGAAAUCAAGGAGUAUAUAGAGGCCAAUGCUGCAGAAGACCCACUCUUAAAGCCCAUCCCAGAAGACAAGAACCCAUUUAAGGAAAAGGGAGGCUGUAUAAUAAGCUGA